AUGCUGCCUGGUAUGCGGGACGGGACGAAGGAGAACGCUCCGCGCGACGGCGUCUCGCCGGUCAAGUCGGCGGUGACUAGCGCAGCGUCCUCGCCGACGCCGCUUUCGCGCCGUCUGCAGGCCAACACGAGCUCCACGCCGAGCGCGAGCCCCAAGGGCCGCCGCGAGGCGCGCGCCGAUCCGGCGGACACGAGCGCUGCGGCGCUCUCGCGCACGAGCUGGCGCUCGCAGAACGUUUCCGAUGCGCUGCAGCCCUGGGAGAAGGAGGUUGUGCAGCUGCCCGAGGUCCAGCGCAAAGCGACGCUCGCCCAGAUCUACUUUUUGAACCACUACUUUGACUCGCUGCGCUACCUCGCCGACCGCCGCGAGCGCCUGAACCAAUUCGAGCGCGGAAUGCAAGAGAAGGGGUACGUGUCGCCCGAGCAGCAGAUGGAGCAGGCGAUCGCCUCGAUGAGCCUCGCCAACGGCCGCCAGACGCGCUCCCGCGCCGCCGCCUCGCGCGUGAGCGAGGAGGAGUACAAGGCCGCGAAGCAGGAGCACUUUGCCGAGGAGCGCUCGCUCCUGCUGCACCGCCGCACCAAGCUGCGCCUCGCGCAGUUCCACAUCGUCACGCAGGUCGGCCAGGGCGGCUACGGCGAGGUGUUUUUGGCCCGCAAGCGCGAUACCGGCCAGCUGUGUGCGCUGAAGCGCCUGCGCAAGCGCGUGCUCAUCAAGAUGGAUGAAGUGCGCCAUGUGCUCACCGAGCGCGAUAUCCUUACUGCGACGCGCACGCCGUGGCUCGUGCGUCUGCUCUAUGCCUUCCAGGACGAAUCGCACGUCUUCCUCGCGAUGGAGUACGUGCCGGGUGGCGACUUCCGUACGCUGCUGAACAACAGUGGUGUGCUGCGCGAAGAGCACGCGCGCUUCUACAUUGCCGAGAUGUUUGUGGCGGUCAAUGAGCUGCACAAGCUCGGCUACAUCCACCGCGACCUGAAGCCAGAGAACUUCUUGAUCGACGCCCAAGGACAUAUCAAGCUGACCGACUUUGGUCUCGCGGCCGGCGCGCUGAACCCCGGCCGGAUCGACUCGCUGAAGCGGCGACUCGACCAGGUGAAGGAUACCGACAUGGUCUACCGCACGCCCGCCGAGCGCGGCUCGCUCUACCAGGCGAUGCGUGCGCACAACGUGCAGUACGCCGACUCGGUCGUCGGCUCGCCCGACUAUAUGGCGCCCGAGGUCCUGCGCGGCCGCGAGUACGGGACGAGCGUCGACUACUGGUCGCUCGGCUGCAUUCUCUACGAGUUCCUCUGUGGCUUCCCGCCGUUUAGCGGCGCGCACCCCGACGAGACGUGGGCGAACCUGAAGAACUGGUCCAAGGCGCUCCAGCGCCCAGUCUACGACAAGCCCGAGGACCUGCAAUUCAACCUGACAGACACCGCGUGGGACAUGAUCAUCCGCCUGAUCAACACGCCCGAGCGCCGCUACCAGGCGCUGAUCGAUGUGCAGGCGCACCCCUUCUUCCGCGGCAUGGACCUGUCGCGGAUGCGCGAGAUCGCUGCACCGUUUAUUCCCCAGCUCGAGUCCGAACAUGACACGGGGUACUUUGACAACUUUGACGACCCCGCCGACAUGGCCAAGUACAAAGAGGUCCAGGAGAAGCAGCGCCACGUGGAGGCCAUGGAGGCCAAGAACGGCCAGACAGACGGCGGCCGCGGCAUGUGGGUCGGCUUCACCUUUGGCAAGAACUGGGCCAAGUCCGGCCAGCAGCCGCCGGUGCCGCAGCGCUCUGCGUCGACUAAACUGUCCACGAUGUUUUAG
This is a messenger RNA of Malassezia japonica, 1797 nucleotides long. RefSeq names its product serine/threonine-protein kinase dbf2 (gene DBF2). Bases 1 to 1797 code for a protein of 598 amino acids. The transcript has a single exon. Gene Ontology annotation, cellular component: spindle pole body. Gene Ontology annotation, molecular function: protein serine/threonine kinase activity; ATP binding. Gene Ontology annotation, biological process: intracellular signal transduction; peptidyl-serine phosphorylation. NCBI's taxonomy places the organism in Eukaryota, Fungi, Basidiomycota, Malasseziomycetes, Malasseziales, Malasseziaceae. The record is from RefSeq and is a predicted model, not a curated record.